AUGAAUCAACAUGUAGACAUGAGUUAUUGGGACGUCGCAUGGCGAGGCUACAAGGAAGACAACAACGCGUCUCUCUUCUGCGAGACACAUCCUUCCAUAUUAAACUCGCACGGAGUAUGGGAGAGAUUGAGUUACAAGUCACGAGGGAUGAGCUUCUGGGAAUAUCCGCUCCCAAAUCUCGAGAUCAUACUAUUCUCUACGUAUGUUAUUUGGCGGCUCCUCGAUUUAGCAUGCAACAAAAUCCGUCUUCGAGUACCUAGAUUCACCUAUAUGAUGAUCGCAGGGGUAAUCUUAGGUCAAACCUGUCAUUUAAACAACAACUCUUGGCUCCGUAACAUAUUUUUCCCUGAUGAUAAACGACCAAAGGUCGCCGAGACUGUAGGGGCUUUCGGGUUUCUUAUAUAUUGGUUCCUAAAAGGUGUGACAAUGGAUGCUGCAAUGGGAUUUAGGAUGGGGAAAAAAACUGGUGUGAUUGCGUUCACCACAAGUUUUGUACCCUUGAUUCUUGGCAACUUGUUCUUUAGAUUGAGAAUGCGAAGAGGCACUACAAGCUUGUUAAGGACGGAAUACAGGUUGAUCGUAUUCCUGCAAAGCAUAUCUGCGUUCACAAGCAUUGACACGCUCCUAAAAGACAUCAAGAUCAAACACUCCGAAUUUGGGAGGAUAGCACUUUCCGCGGCCAUGGUGACCGACAUGUUGGCUUUUCUUCUAACGUUUUUGAAUGCAAUGCAUUGGGAAGGAUAUAAAGGAUUGAUCCAAACCAUAGGUGCCUGCUUGUUUUUUGCCUUUAUGGUCUAUGCCGUGAGGCCGGCUUUGUUUUGGGUGAUCAAGCACACUCCAGAAGGGAGGCCGGUCAAGGAUAGUUACAUCUACUUUAUUUUGGCGCUCGCUUUCUUCUCCUUCCAAUAUUUUCACUAUAUUCAUCUCUAUGGAGCAGCAGGAUCGUUUGUUCUUGGGUUGGCUGUUCCUGAUGGAUAUCCUUUAGGUGCUGCUUUGGUACAAAAGUUUGAGAGCUUUAAUCUUGGAGCUAUCUUGCCACUAUUUGGAUCGUUAAGUAUGAUGCAGUUAGAUCUCUCAUGGUUGCUCAAAGAAUGUGGUAAUCUCGUACGGAUGGAGGGUAAACUUUAUGAGGUCGUUUCCUUUCUUUUUUUCGUGAAUACCACAAAACUCAUUGCUUCCACCAUAGCUGCUUUUGCUUUAAAAAUGCCCUUAAGUGACUCCUUUGCUCUAGCCCUUGUUCUUAGUAAUAAGGGAAUCUUCGAGCUCUCCUACUUCACGUAUGCAGUUGAAAUGAAGGUUGUAACGCCAGAGGUUUUCACAAUCAUAGCUACAUUCAUCCUCUUGAACUCUAUCUUUAUACCAAUGGCCUUAGAGCUCGUCCAUGACCCAACCAAAAGAUUUAAAUGCUACCAAAAGAGGAAUUUAGUAAUCUUGAAAGACGGCGCUGAGCUCCAAUCUCUUGUAUGCAUCUACAAACCUGAUCACAUAACUUCGAUGAUCGACCUUUUGGGAGCUUUUAAUCCAUCAAAAGAUUCUCCAACGGUGUGCAACAUUCUUCACCUCAUCGAACUUGUGGGUCAAGCUAGUCCUGUGUUCAUUUCCCACCAGUUGCAACAACCAGAGCCCGGAAGUACUUCUUGUUCCGACAAUGUAAUAAGCUCCUUCCGUCGCUUCCACAAACAAUUCCUUGAAUAUACAUCAAUGGAUAUUUUCACUUCUGUCUCCAUGUCCAAACACAUGCAUGAAGACAUUUGUUGGCUUGCCUUAUCCAGAAGCCUAUCUCUUAUUCUGCUACCUUUCCACCGAACCUGGUCUGUUGAUCGAUCCACGGUUACUUCCAACGAUGAUAAGCUGAGAAUGAUCAACAUUAACGUCCUAAGACGAGCCCCUUGCUCUGUUGGAAUAUUCAUCUAUCGCAAACCCAUCGUGGAAUCUCAUAUGACUGGGUACAGUAGCAAGAUAUGUUUAAUUUUUAACGGUGGAAUGGACGAUGGAGAGGCUUUGGCGAUAGCGAAUAGAAUGAGACUGGCGGGAAAACGGAUAAGCCUAACGAUUGUAAGAUUCAUUCCAACAUUUUUUGAUCAAAUGGAGAGCCAGGAGUUUGAGGAGACCUUCGAAAUGGCUAACCUGAAGGAGACGGUGACUAGCAUUCUUGGGUCUAACGUCAAAGAAAAUGAUGACUAUGUUACAUAUAUCGAUAGAGCGGUUUCGGAUGGAUCGGAGACCUCCAAAAUAUUACGAGGAAUGGCAAAUGAUUAUGACUUGUUUAUAGUCGGAAGGAGCAGCGGAAUUGAUACCGAGGCUACCAGCGGAAUUAGUGAGUGGACAGAGUUCGAUGAACUUGGACCCAUUGGGGAUUUAUUAGCAUCACAUGAGUUUCCUUCUAGAGCUUCUGUGUUGGUUGUACAAAAACAAGAAUACGUUUAUCAUUCCAAAAGCCAAAAAAGGAUAUCAUUAUCUACGUAA
This is a messenger RNA of Eutrema salsugineum, 2466 nucleotides long. RefSeq names its product cation/H(+) antiporter 6A. The record is from RefSeq and is a predicted model, not a curated record. The transcript has 4 exons. Gene Ontology annotation, molecular function: antiporter activity. Gene Ontology annotation, biological process: regulation of pH; proton transmembrane transport. Lineage: Eukaryota; Viridiplantae; Streptophyta; Magnoliopsida; Brassicales; Brassicaceae. Bases 1 to 2466 code for a protein of 821 amino acids. Gene Ontology annotation, cellular component: membrane; endomembrane system.